Messenger RNA from Corythoichthys intestinalis (scribbled pipefish), 7050 nucleotides. It is a transcript of the gene cdcp1b, whose product is annotated as CUB domain containing protein 1b. Lineage: Eukaryota; Metazoa; Chordata; Actinopteri; Syngnathiformes; Syngnathidae. The transcript has 15 exons. Bases 364 to 4005 code for a protein of 1213 amino acids. The record is from RefSeq and is a predicted model, not a curated record.
CACGCGGUGCGUUAGCGGAACAGUAGGACGGUGUGAGCUCACCUGUCAGGUUUGAACAGGUCAGCGUGCCCGCGGACCACGCCCCUGCUGCUCAGGUAAGCAGGAAGUGGCUGCCUGUCAGCGCCGUAAUGCGGGACCGACUCAAAAUGCGACUUUGAUACGCGACAUCUGGCCUUUAUUACGUUUAUUUUUUCGGGUGGGAAACUCAUUUGAGAGAUUAUUCCGGACGUGUUUUGGAAGUAAGGAGGAUUCAAGCGAUCAUGCGGCUCGCCACCUGCGCGCCGCUCGGACUUUUGUUGUUGAUUAUCCUCGACUCAUCAGUUGUGGACAAAGUGGUGAACCUCGCCCCAUCCUUGCUGGUGAAUGACUGAGCAUGUUUGGGGAGGCUCCUUUUAUGGUACCCACCUGUUCCCAAUGAGCCUGAUCACAUGUGGGAUGUUCCAAAUAGAAUGCAUGCAGCUGACGGCGCGGCCCGACAAAGGCUCAUCAGUGACGGUGUCAGUUGGCCGACCCUCGGACCAGUGUACAGUGUGUACUGUCAGUGGGGUCAACGACACGCAAACGUCGUGCCAGUCCAUUCUUACUUUGGAGCCUGAGAAGGAAGUCAAACUACUCUUCAAUUGCUCCCAUCCCGUAGAAAAGUCUUACCUGGUCACUAUCAGUCAGUCCAUCGAAUGCACAAAAGACACCUGCAGCCCUUCGACCAUCGAAACUCAACCCUCCCUUCUCAACGAGUUCUCCAGAACAUUCAUUUGGACGAUCAAGGCUCCCGAAAAGACAGUUGUGGGUCUGGACGUCCUCGGAGAGGGACUGCGGAAAACGUCACAGCCGUGCAGUGAUGGAUAUCAGUAUUCAGUGGCCGCGUUUGAAGGGGGCAGCAAAGCAGACACUCUGUACUGCAAAGCCGGUUCAGUGACCCAUUUAGACCUGCUUGAUCAAGCUGUCGUGUCUCUGCAAGUUAAACCCAAGACGCAGGUGGAGUCUGUGGUCUUCCAGGCUUCUGCUGGACCUCUAAAGGGCCGAACGGUGGUCGUGACCGUCGAUUCCAGCACGACUUUGUCGAUCAGCAAGUUCUCGCAGGAAUCGGAGUGCGAGCUGUGUUCCGGUGUCGAUUCAGCUCGCACCUGCAGCCAGAGCGGGAAGACCCUGACUGACGUGCAAAGUCUGGCGCUUGACUUCAGCUGUCUAAAGCCUCAAGAGGUGUACAGUGUGGAGGUGGAGAAGGCAAUAGAAUGUACCAAGGACUCAUGCACACCUACUGCAGGAGAAACUGAUCCAAACCUCUGGAAGGACUUCAAAAGAACCCUGAAAUGGGACAUCAGUGUCCCAGAGAGGACCAUCCUGACUUUGGAACUGCCUAGCGACAGCUUGAAGCAGGUAUCGGCGGAAGACAAAUGUCAAGAGGGCCCACAGUACUCUGUGAGCACAACCAGAAACGACGGUCAGAUCAAGACCAACAUCUACUGCAGAGGUGGACCCAUGUCCAAAUUGGAUCUCAUUGGGAGGACUUCCUUGACCGUUGACGUGCCCCAAGGAGAAGAAAUGGACAGGACCAUUUUCACUGCCAGAGCAAGACCCAGAGCUGGCAGAAUGCUGUCAGUGACCCCUGACCCGGAAACCAUCAUUAUUCUCAGCAGAGACACAGUCGAACCCGACUGCAGCGUGUGUUUGGGCGUACCGCCGGAUCAGAAAUGUGAUCCAAAAAGCCUCAUCUUGAGAGAAUCUCGUAACACGUCUGUGGAUUUCACUUGUCCUCAACCUGAGGAGGUCUUCAAAGUGGAGAUCAACAGAGAAAUCGAUUGCACAGCGACUUCCUGCUCUGGUGAUAUCGUCCAAGCCGAGUCCUCGCUCUUCCCCGACUUCAACCGGACUUUCACCUGGGACCUGAAAGUCAGUUCCACUCGAGCUUUCCAACUGGACUUCCCUGAGCCAGGAAUGAAGCAGAUUUCGAACGGAGAUACGUGUCCAGAUGAGCACACCUAUGUUCUCGUUACCUACCUGCGAACUGGCCCCGCCAACAUCGGAACCUUCUGCAAGGGCGGUUCUGUGACCAGUGUCCAGGUGCGCUACAAGGGCCGCGUCUCUCUACAAGUGCCAGGAAACAGAAAGAUGGAUGCCGUAGACUACAAACUCAGUGUUGGGCCUGAGACCAGCAUGGUGGCCAUUGUGAAAGUCAAGCUUCCACGUGGCGUCUCUGACACGACCUUCAUCGCUGCCAAUUACCCUAAUGAUUUCCCUGACAACCAGCAGAUGCAGUGGGACUUUGCUGUGCCCGGAAUGCACAACUACAGCGUGCAUUUUCAUGAUCACAUGGCGCCAGAGUGCCUCAGCAAGGAUGUGGAAGUAGAGUACAGAAAACAGGACAAAAAGAUCAGAGCGGGUCUGACGGACAAACAGCCAGAGCAUCAACAAGGAAACUUCGGAAUGGUGUUGAAGAACUGUGAAACCAACAGGACUUUGCAAGGACUCACUUUGAAAUUCAGCGUGUCCACUAUGAGAAGUGGACAUCCAGUUUUGUGCACAGUCGACCUGAGCAAACAGCAAAAAGUGUCCCUGAAAAUUGAGAAAGUGGGUGCCGAUCCCUACUGCGAGAUGAAAGUAAAUUCACAGCUUUCAAACAAGAUAAACGUGGCUGCUGGUAGUCAAGCCCAGCUUUCCUUCCUAGACUGUCCCAAUGAAGAUGUGCGAUUGACAGCAAGUGAAGUUAUUGAGUGUCAGAGUGCGGCUCCCUGCUCUGAGACCCUCCUCACCGUCCCCACGUUGGAUUCCUGUUUACGGAUGCCUCUCCACAGCUUUACCUGGCACCUCACCAUCCCUCAGGAUAGGACCAUCGAUCUGGUGUCGCCGUCAGGGAGUCUGCAACAGUCGGUACCCGGCCAGGAGUGUAAGGAUCCCGUCUCCCUGCACGUUGAGGAGAGCGAAGGCUUCUCCGUGGGAGACUUUUGCUCGAACGGAAUUAUCCAGAAAGUUCAAGUGCACGCUAACAUCUCCAUCACGGCGACCACCCGGGACUUUAGCAAGACCAAAGGGCCUUUUCUCAACGUGACCUUCAGCAAAGAGAUCCCAGAGACCAUCAUUUAUCAAGUCAGCCCUCAUACGAGCACUCCAACAAUGCUGGCCACCCCCAACUGGCCCAAAGGAAUGAGGCCUUCGUCCACCGUGUCCUGGAUCGUCUCUUUGCCGAGCCAGUACCAGGCGGGGGUCCAGUUCGUCAACGUCAGCCAACCCAAAUGCAACGACAGACACACGGCCAUCAAGGUGAAGAUGUUGGACUCCGAGGAGGAGCUCCUGAGCCGGCGGGAGGAUGAGAAAAUGGACGACAAGCUCCUGGUGCCUCGCAGCUUCUACCUCAACAUGUCCAACUGCAUACCAGAAGAUGGAAAUUUUGGCGCAGUCACCAAAAUCGUUUUAGAGCAGAAGAACAAUCUCUUGGCUAUCCUUCUCGGCAUAGCGGGGGCACUUCUUCUUCUACUCAUCAUCUCGGCGGUAAUCUGCUUCUUUGUCAAGAAAAAGAAAAAAGAUCGCAUGAACAAGGAGGCGUCCAUCUACAUGGGCAGAGGGAAUAUUUUCCGUCCCGGUGAAAGACAAUUCAGCAAAGCGCGGUCCGACAACGAGUCGCACGUAUACGCCUCUAUUGAUGACACGAUGGUGUACGGUCACCUACUGGGAGACACCAGCUACGCGGACAGCAUGCAAGAGCAUUUCAAAGGAAUGCAGUUGGACUCCUACCACACCUUCACAGGGCCCUCGGAGCUGCCCGUCAUCAACGAACCGGAGCCGGAACCCGAGGUGGACCACUUCAACACGUUCUUAGACCCGUCCGAGUCGUUCCUCCCGCCUCGUCCGCGCACGCCGAUCGACCGGCAGGAUAGCCUGGGAUUUCAAGAUCGCAGAAUGGUAGACAAUGAACUGUACACGUUCAGAAACACGGGGGAGAUGAACACUUUCCGCCUGUCGGGUGCCGACAUGGAACCGGAACCGCCUCCGUUGGAGGAGUUCUUGUAGGACGGGAUCUCUAUGGAAAUGAUGUGCCUCAGCCUCACUCAGGAACUUGAUACAAAGGAAAGAAGCUGUGUCAACUGCUGAGUGGCUGCUACAGCAAUCCAGGUUUGCGUCGUUUAUUACCAGCGGUAUGUAGUAACACGUUAUUUACUUUUACAUUUAUUUGAGUCACUUUUAUUAGACAAAUGUACUAUUAACUCAUUCACUCCUAGCCAUUUUCACCGGUGCAACCCCCUUCGCUCCGGGCCGUUUUACUGGAUUUUGACUGAUUUUGCAAGGCCCACAGAAAAUUAUGUUCUAUUGCCAUAUAAGCAUGGAACCCACUAAAAGAAUGAUUACUCUCUUCUUUCAGCAGGAAAAAAAAUAUCUUUUUCCAUUCUUUAGAAAUCUGUGUUAGAAAAUAGCUUAGUUUGAUGAAAAAACUGAUAAAUUGAGCUUUUUGUGAAAGCAUACAUUUCAAACAUUGACUUUCACACAGCUAUUUUUGCUUUAGUUACAUCCCAAACAUCUGAAUAAUUUUUUCCUCUUACAAAAUAACAUAACAAGACAAAUAGAGCUUUUGAUAGCAAAGUAACAAUUUAUUUACUCAUAACUAACUGAGAGAUGACGCUGUUGUGGCCUCGACAGUUGGGGUAAACUUUUCCCUCAUCGCUACCUGUCUCAUAAAGAUGGAUUUUUUUUAGUCUUUCUUUUGUGGUGACCACUGCGUCGUGGCAGAGUUCUCCUGGGCAACUUGUGUUCCUGGGGAGGAACUGAUUUGGCAUCGUCCGCUGCACUAGUGGUCCCGGUCGUUCUGCUCGGUCGUCCAGCGCCUGGCAUCCCGGGCGUCCUCCCGGUUGUUCUGCUCGGUCGUCCACCGCCUGGCAUCCUGGACAUCCAUUCGGUCAUCUUUCGCCGGCGCCCCUGCCGUUCUUUCCGUUGAAUCGGGUUGCGGGUCUUGCCAAAUGCGCUACUGCCCUCCAGUGGCCAGUUUUAUUGCUUUAAAAUGGAUUUUCAGCUUUGUGCUUUGGAGCUAAGUUGACUCAGAACCCAGAGAUGUUUCUUGUGGAAAAAAACAAACAUAAAAGACGUAUAAAUACAGCUUUAGGACACUGAAACAAUUAAAAAUAGAACAUAUUUAUACGUUUUUGAGAGCAAAUGAGUUAAGACUAGUUUUACGAAGCCAUACUUUUUACUUUGACUUGAGUAGACUUUUUUUUUUUUUUUUUGCCAGAGACUCCAGCAGUGGCUCAACAAUUUUCACCAAUGAUAUGUUGCAAUCAUAAUCACAUGACUCCAUUAUACCAAUCGGGACUCAUGCUUGCCGAUCUAUGAUCACGCCGGCCUGUUCAAUCACGUGGCGUCUUUAAAGCACCGUAAAAAUGAAGUAUUUGACAUGGAGCGCCGCCGUCAACAUGACUCGAAAGCAUGGAUUUUAAUCUCUGUUUUUAUUUGGCACCGAUUGACCGAUUUAUUCAUUUUUUUCUUAAUGCAUUGCCAAAAUGUAUAUGAUUGGGAAAAAUUAUCGGGAAUGAUUGGAAUUGAAUCGAGAGCAAAAAAAAAGCAAUCGGAUCGGGAAAUAUCGGGAUCGUCAGAUACUCAAACUAAAACGAUCGGGAUCGGAUCGGGAGCAAAAAAAAAAAAGAUUGGAACAACCCUACUUUUAAUACCGUUAAUAAUGGAAUACUAAAUUCAAUGCUUUUUUAAUACUUUUAAUAACCCGCGGGUACCAUGUUCAUUGCUUUACAACUUUUAUCGACGAUGUUUUACCGGAAAACUCUUAAUUUUAAAAUCAUAUAUAGGAAAGUCAAUUUCAUGCAAUGGUACUUUUCGGCCACCUGGGGGAGCAUGCCCUCCUGGCCCCCUUUGAACUCUGCGUAUGAGAAAGCUUGAACCUCUUUUAGGUCAGCACAGUGGCUACGUGGUUAGCACAUCUUCACCGAUAUGAGGUUUGUGGUUUGAAUUCUUGUGAUUUUUGUGUGGAGUUUGGAUGUCGGCCUGUGUAGUUGCUGUCCAAAACUAGCGUGUGUGUGAGUGCUCGACUCAGCCAAGCGUCCUGGAUGAAUUUCCAACUUUUGGAAGAAGCAGGUUAAAGAUUCUCGCCCCUCAUGUGGAAACAAAUGCAGAAUUUCUUCAAACUCGAGAUGCACUUUUACAGUUUAUUUAGUUUGUUCAGAGGUUACAUCAGGUUAGACGUUAGCUGAACUUCGAACAUCUGGAAAUUAGCAAAACAAGAAUAUUCUUCAGGCUCAAUGUGAGACUUGUCAGUGAAAAAACAGAAUGCAGCAUAAAACAGGCACCUUAUGAACUUUAGACACACUUUAGGAAUUUCAUUAGGUUACAUAAAUUUAGUUCUUACACCCACAUUACAUUUUGUAGGUUUACACAAUGUGAGUUUCUUACUAGUGGUAUUAUUUUGAAAUGACAAUGGAUGUAGCUAUCAUUUUUUAUUUUUUCAAGAAUGCAAUUCUUCUGGUUUUUGUUUUAAACACAAAAGGAUGGAAUUUAUGGCUAUGCAGCUGACUCCAAAGAUCAAAUUCAGAACGGGCCCAAUUGCUAAACCAGGCGUCUUUACAAUAAUAAAGUGGCAUUGCAGCAGAAGUACACAGAAAGCAGCCAUUUGCAUACACGUGAUCACACAACAUUGAACUGGCAGACCGAGGCCUUCUCGUCACGGCAGUUCUCAUCCGACCAUUUCCCUUGGCCGGCCACCGCCAGCACGGCGCAGUUCUGGGAGCGGCCUCCGUCCGGCUGCCGGGCGCGGCUGUUGGACGUGUCCCAGUUCUUGAACUGGAUUCCGCCGCCGGUCUGGUCCGCCCAAGUGUCCUCGGUCACCAUGUCGUUGAUGCCAAGCCACACUUGCUCGUCCCUGCCCACGCUGAGGCGGAGGUAGUCUUUCAACAGGUCGUUCUCGUCGGCCGAGGUCGGGACGCCCAGGACGCCGCCUAGGGCGUUGCAGUCCUCGCUGGCCGUGUGGUACGACUUCUUCGCCGAGUCGGCCAAGAAACACUUGCCGUUGAAUUUUGUGCCUUUUAAACACACUGGAGAUAUAGGAUCAAGAUUAGAUUG